Molecule: messenger RNA, 3578 nt
Organism: Athene cunicularia (burrowing owl)
Lineage: Eukaryota; Metazoa; Chordata; Aves; Strigiformes; Strigidae
Gene: DDIAS
Product: DNA damage induced apoptosis suppressor
Exons: 6
Coding region: 415-3330 (971 amino acids)
Biological process (GO): negative regulation of intrinsic apoptotic signaling pathway in response to DNA damage
Cellular component (GO): nucleus; cytoplasm
Source: RefSeq, a predicted model, not a curated record
GCCGGGCCUGGGCCGUGGGGUCUCGCAGCGGGCGGUGUUCCCCCGGGGCUGGGCCUGAGGCCAUGGGGGCACGGCCGCGAUAACCGGCGUUUCCUUCCCAUGCGGCCGGAGGGCUCUGAAGGGAGGCGCUACCGCUAGCUGCCCGCGUUCCCUUGCCCGGGUGACGGCGGCUCUCCGUUUCCCUUCAGCGCAGUCCCCGGGCCGGGGGGCGGAGACUCUGUUUGGUCACGGAGCGGUAGAAUAGGCACCACGGGCGCGUUUAAGGCGAUGAGACCACUAGAGGGCACCAGGCACUGGUGAAAAUCUUGGUGGGACUUGAAAGUUCUCUGGAGCCUGGCGGUAGGGAGCACCUGAAGUGCCGUGUGAUUCCUGGCUGGGUAUGUGGGUCCAGAGGUUUGGUGGUACUGUGAGCACAUGAGUAGCGUGAGAGGACUCUUGGCUGCCUCUGUAACUUCUGUCCAGAACUCCUGCUUUAUCUAUCCUGCCUGUAAAGCAUGCUUUUCUAGGCUGAUACUGGAUUCCAGAAGGUUUAAUUGUCUAAAAUGUGGCUACACAGGUGAAGCUAAAGAUGCAAGCUACAGAUAUAGAUUGUCCCUAAAGAUUGCUGACACUAAUGAUUUGUUUGACAUUACUGUGUUUGGAAGUUGCUUAGAUCCAUUCUUCGGGGUCACCGCAGAAAAUCUGCAGAGGUGUAUUCAAGACUUCAAUCAGCUGUCAGGAGAAACACACAGAGAUGCAUCUCCAGGAGAGUUAGUUCAAGCAGUAGAAACCUGUUUCAUUGGAAAAAGGUUUAUAUUUGGAGUGAAGGGUUGUUCAAGGGAAGAUGGAGGGCAUUCUGCUGCCAGCAGCGUCUUGCAAAACUGUUCCAGAAUUAAUAGAAGUACAAAAACCCUUACAGCUUGCCAGAUCUUCCUGCCAAAUACUGCUGUUACUGGCUUUACUGUUAUCAGCUACUUCCAUCGGCUCCUGCAGUCAUCAAAAUUCAGGAGCCAUAAUAACAGCUCAUACUUACCUGAUGCAUCUUCAGCUCCAGUAGAUGAACCUAUCAGUGAGCUCAGCAGCUUGUCUAGCCUGAGCAGAAACUCCUGUUUUGUUCAGUCUAGUGGCAGAGAAAGUUUUUUAGGGUCCUGGCAGCAGUCCUUCAGCCUGACUUCAUCUGUUGCUUGGGUAACAGCGGAAGACUUUCCCACUCUGGAAGUGGGAAAGCUGGUGAGUGAACAGCAUAAACAAGAGGGGAAGUCUGUGUCUGCAGAAUUGUGCACUGUAAGCCACAACAAUCAAACCCUUUGGGAUUCACAGUAUUGCAGCCCUUCUGUGAAGGAAGGGAAUAAGGAGAGUAAUGAAUUGAGUUCACAGCCUAGUCAGACUGACAGUACCUCUGAUAAAUUAGAGAGACUGUCCUCUUCAAAGACUGAGUGUUUACAUGGAAACAGUUCCAGGUUGUUACAACAUCCCCUGGAAUCUGCAGUAAAAAGCAUUUAUGCAAAGAUUAAUAAUAGAAAUUAUUCUUACCUACAAAAAUCCCACAACUCUCUUUUUUACAACAGAGAUGUCUCGGCGUCUAAUCCUGUAAAUGUAGCUGGAGUGUCUCAGACAGAUUCUGUCCUUUGGGAUGAGCUCCCGUUCUCAGAAAGCUUAAAUGAAUUUUUAGCCAAAAUAGAAGAUGGCAAGAGUGUUGUAACAUCACCCAGCCUUGAUGCAGGCAAACGGGCCCUUGUUGCAAGUAGCCAGCUGGGUGUAAAUAUUAACAAAUCCUAUCCCAGGCAAACCUUAGUAGCUGGUGAUUUACCUGAAGAAAGUGUCUUGGGGAGGUUCAUGCCACCAGCAGGGAAUGAUAGUUGGCAGAACAUACUUGCUUGUCUUCACUCAGAGGAUUUUGAUUUGACUGAUAAGGUGUCACAAUGUGAGCCUUCCUCUAGUGUUUUAUCUUCAUCUGACAAGGAAUGUGGAGCAUCUUGCUUUAUACCUAACGUUCAUCUACCUGUUCUGUCACAGUCUUUGCCAGUUACAUCAGAGCCUUCUGUUUCGGAGAGCGGGUAUGUGCAGCCCAAAUCAGCAAAUAUUGACAUUUCAAAGUUGUCUUGGUCUUUUAUUAGUCUGCAGUAUACUGCUGAACAUGGAGAGACUUGUUUAAAAAGGAGCAAGUCAGCUACCCGUGUGCAUUCUGCACAUGAUAGUUGUUUAGCUGGUUGUGAAAAUAAAGAAAACUAUUCUUCUACACCAAGCCUAAGAACAGAUCUUACAUUGACAGAGGCGUGGGACUCUGAUCCAGCAACUCCCAGCAAUACAAGAAGGAUAUAUAAAAGAGAAUUAAAACCACUGACAGAGCUGUCAGAAAAUACCUUCAAAAGUGUUAAUGGGGGAGAGAUGCUGUGGAACAGGAUCUUCCCUGAAGGCAGCUACAAUGCUUCUGCUGAUCUCUUUGAUGCAAGUGCAAGAGCGGUAGCAAAACCUGUAGAAUUCUCAAAUAAAUCAUGUCAUUCCUUAAUACAGGAAGAUACUUUGACAGAAAAGGUCACAGCUCCUGAAUUCAUGCUUUAUCCUGGAGAUGUUCCCAGUAAUGGUUCAAAACUGAGCUCAUCCCUGCACAGGUCACCUCCUGCUUUUAGUACGCACGGUACACCAGUAACUUUCUCCUUUUGUGAUUCAGAAUGCAAUUCAGUUAGUGCUCGAGACUUUGUUCCCUAUUCUCAGUCGACUCCUAUGACAAAACCUUUCCAGAAACUCUGGCCUGUUGGGGAAAAAAACUCUUUUGUCACUAUCUUCACCCCUAAAAAUCCCACUAAAAUCCAUUCCAAAUGCAAGCGAUCUAGGUCUUCCUUUCAAAACACUCUGUUGCAGCAGCUUACUGGCAGGUUAGGGAAACGUGAAAGGCCAAGUAACAGGGAAGACAAAGGAAGUAAUAGCGCUAUUUCACAGCAGUUCCUUAACUUUGAGGAGUGGAUCCCCCCAUCUGCAAACAAAAGACUGAAACCAACUGCAGCUUUAAAAACAGUUAGCUGGGCUACUGACUUGCAGUCGACCUGUGGGCACACUGGCAGGAACCCUAUUUCUGAAAGGAAAGAGGGGAACAGUGAAAAUGAUGUGUACUUCCAAAAUGAGACACUAAACCCUGGGGAUACAGCCAGGAUUCUGACAACUCCUGUAUCUGCACGUGUCCCUGAGGCGUUGUUUUUAAAUGAUACAGUCCUAGAAACUUGUUCCCCUUCAGAAGGCAAGAAUCUCUGCUCAAGUGCGUAUUCAGGGAGUGUAUUGGAAGGGGCAACUGGCUGGUCUCCUGAGUUGUUCUUCCAGGCACGGACCCCUUUUUCCAGUAAGUCGAAGUACUGAAAAAAAAAAGUUAUUUCUAUGCUGUGUUCUCUUUAAUUACAUUUAAGACUUUUGGGAAAGAGCCAGUAGAUGGAAAGAGCUAUUUAACAAUUAGAUUUUUUUUAUAUAUACCUAUUGGCAUAUGUCUUCCUAAGAUGAGUUAUGUUUAUUUGCAGAUCUUUGUACCACAGAGAUGGGGGAAAAGAAUUUGCAGAUACUAUAUUUUAUUGUAAAUUAACUCCAGAAUGUGCAAUAAAAACUUGUGUAAA